GCCCCGCCCACCUUUCAAGCAGCGCGGCGGCGAAACAUGGCGGCCUCUGUGGUUCUAGAACGGAGCUUUACCGAACUGAGCGCGACCGAGCGGGAAGUCAGGAGGAAUUACCGGGACCUCAGCUUUCGCCCCGACGUCACUCCUGUGAUUGGUGGCCCCAAAUACAGCGAGAGCGCCGGAGGUUAUUACUACAAGGAAAGCAGCAGUCUUCUGUCCGCCACAAGGAAUCGCUUCUUGUACUGGACAUCUCAUGCUGACACUUUAGAACUGGUGGAGGAGUCUUUGGAUGUUAACCUUCUGAAUAAUGCCAUCCGCCUCAAAAUCUUCAACUGCUCCAUCCUGCCCGGCGGGGUCCACGUGUGUGAGACACAGUGUAACGUGAUCAUCUUGAUCCUGACAAAUCAGACUGUUCACCGGCUGGUCCUCCCUCACCCCUCACGUUUAUAUAGAAGUGAGAUAAUUACGGAAAGUCAGAUGCAGUCCAUAUUUACAGACGUCGGGAAGAUGAACUAUAGCGACCCUGCUAACAGUUAUGUCAUCCCUCCAUUGCCUGGACGUUUCCAGAGCUCCACUGCCACCGCAGCCUGGCUGAGCAGUGAGGGGGAGACGCUCUUUGCUUUUCCCUCCAGUUCUGGCGGUAUUCUGGUUGUCAAGAUGCCUCCUUGUGGUGUUGCAGGAGCGGUGACUGUGGUGGAGUUAAAGCAAAUGUCAGUCAGAAGACUGUUAACUGGGUUUAUACCAACAGCUAUAAGAGGAGACCAGGACCUUGCACAUCUUCCUGUGAGUCUCGCUGUUCACUGCCUCGAGAACGACGCGUUCAUAUUUGCAUUGUGUCAGGAUCAUAAACUCCGCAUGUGGUCUUACAAGGACCAGACGUGCCUUAUGGAAUCAGACAUGCUGGAGUUUGUGCCAGUUAGCAAAGAAAUGCGUCAGAUCCCGGGAAUCGGGCACAAAUUAAGACUUGCGCACUCACCAUCUAUAGGACUUUACCUUGGAGUGUACUUGCAUUCAUCCAGACAAGGACAGUUCUGUGUGUUCCAGUUGGUUACUGCGGACAGCAAUCGCUACAGCUUGGAUCACAUCUCUUCCUUAUUCUCAAACCAGGAAACCUUGGUCGACUUCAUGUUUACUUUGACAACCACAGACAUUUGGGCUUUGUGGCUUGAUGAGGAAAAUCAAACCAUUGUCAAACACAUUAAUUUUGAAAAUAAUCAAGCCGGGCAAUGGAACCAAGUUUUCACCAAUCCAUUGGCAGACGAAGAACUUAACAUUGGGGAUGACCAAGACCCACGGGAGUCUUACCUGGAGUAUUUGUUCUCUCCGGGGAGAUUUACCAUUGCUGCUCUACUUAAAGCACUACAGAUUUAUCAGAGAGACGCUGGGAAGCUGCAGGAUCUGUCCUGGGAAGAAAUGAAGAAGGAAGUCACUCUAAUAGUAGAAAAUGACCUGCAUAGUCAUGUUACCGACUAUGAGAUGGACCAGGAGGAGUUCCGACAGUUACAAGUGGAAUCGUGGUCUAAAUUCUACACCUGCUGCCUGCAAUACCAGGAGGAACUGUCUCGCCCUUUUGCUCUGAUGGUGCACCCUUACUCCAGCAUGGUGUGCCUGCUCAGAAAGGGAUUUGUUUCGUUUUUGGCCCCUUGUUCAUUAGUGGAUCAUCUUUACCUUCUACCAGCAGAACAUUUGCUUACAGAGGAUGAAAGUUUUAUCUCAGAUGAUGUGAAUCUUGCUAGUGACACAAUCUUCUUGAUGCAGUGUUUACGUAUGAUUGGAGAUAGCAUAAAUAUGGACGUAGCAUAUAUGAUGGAGUGGGCAUGCUGCCAUCAAGAACCCCCAGAGAGGGUUGCAGAACAAAUGUUAGAAGAAUUGAUAUCAAAUGAUGUUGAAAACAUCAUGGAGGACGUUAACAAUAAAUUACAGGACAUCAGAAAUCCUGUCCUGGUCAUUGGGAACUUGCUACGAGAGAUGGAUUAUGAGACCUCUUUGGAUAUAGACCAGUCGAUGGACCUUGGUCAGCCUCUGAAUGUGCGAAUGAACCUCUCCAGCCUCUAUGGCAGCACCACAGCUGCUGGCAUUGUGUGCCAGGCUGUCUGCAAAAUCUCUCUUACACGGUUCUUGAUUUGUCGUGACUUGCUCAUCCUAGAGCACCUGCUUUUAAGGAUGGGAGAUAUGGCCUUUGCAGGAGAAGGUCAGUUACUCCAAACACAGCAAGAGUAUAUACCUCGCACCGCUAACAUGCUGCUGUCCUACUAUGUGAUCCGCUGGUGUAGCCAGUGUGUGGCAUCUGCUAUCCCUCUGGAUACACUGGAUUCCAAUAUGCAGCAUCUGUCCGUCCUUGAGCUGUCCGAUUCGAAGACCUACGCACCAGUCAAUAAAUACUCAUCGGGGCCUCAGACCAUAGUGGAGCUAUUCUUCCAGGAUGUGGCAAGAAAGCGCCUGUCCCAAAUCUUUGCUCGCUAUGGAGCUGCCCAAACACACAGUCCUCUGAGCUGGGCCCAGCUGAUAACAGACAUCACCACUUACCUUCUCCAGCAUCUUUGGGCCAGUAACCCCGGCUUUCUUUUUCCAGAGUGCUUGAUGAGAAGCUGUCAGUAUACCCAACUGCAGGAGUAUGUGCGUCUUCUGCAGCCAUGGUGUCAAGUCAAUGCUGGCUCUUGUCUUUUUAUGAUGGGGCAGUGUUAUCUGGUCACUGGUGAAGGUCACAAGGCUCUCGAAUGCUUUUCCAAAGCUGCUUCUGAAGUGGAGCGGGAGGAUUUUCUGGAGAAAUUGAUUCACGUGGAGGAAGAGGAUUCUCCUUCUUCUGCCCGUCUUCAGUAUUAUAACAGAGUUUUGCGUCUUCUGGAAGGUGUGGGUUUGCCAGAAUUGGUGAUUCAAUUAGCCACCUUGGCUAUUACAGAGACCGCUGAAGACUUGAAAAGUCAGGCAACUUUGAGGACACGUAUCUUCAAGUAUCACUUGGAUUUGGGACACAACAGUCAAGCUUAUGAUGCGCUCACACUUAUUCCUGAUCACAGCAGGCAACUGGACUGCUUGCGGCAAUUGGUUAUAGUCCUGUGUGAACGUUCACAGCUCCAAGAACUUGUCGAUUUUCCUUAUGUGAACCUACAGAAUGAGGUUGUUAAUAUCAUUGAAGCUCGAGCUCGCGCUGUUGAUCUAAUGACCCAUAAUUACUAUGAGCUCCUUUAUGCUUUCCAUAUUCAUCGGCACAACUAUCGGAAAGCUGGCACAGUGAUGUUUGAAUACGGGAUGCGUCUUGGCAGAGAAGUCCGAACCCUUAUUGGUCUUCAGAAGCAAGUCAAUGCUUACCUAGCAUGUCUGAAUUGUCUGCGGCUUAUCCGCCCUGAAUAUGCCUGGAUUGUGCAACCUGCACCAGGAGCCGUGUAUGAGCGUCCAGGAGCCUCUCCAAAACGCAACCACGAAGGGGAAUCUGCGCCCCUGCCCAGUGGAAAUCAGGUUGAGAUUCUGGAGCUCCGAGAUUUAGAGAAGGAAUACAUCCUGGCCCGGACACGGUUGACAUUGGCUCAGCAUGAUAACAGUGCAGCAGCAAUAGCGGGAAGCGCGUCUGCUGAAGAAAUGGUGUCUCUCUUGGUGCAGGUCGGUUUGUUUGAUACAGCGAUAUCACUCUGCCAAACCUUCAAACUCUCCCUCAUACCCGUGUUUGAGAGCCUUACGUACAAAUGCAUCAAGUUGCAGAACAGUGGAGAAGCUGUUCAGGCGGAAGCUUGGCGAUGGCUGGCAGAAAAUCAGCUGCUUUCUGUGGUUACUACCAAAGAGUCAAGUGCCACAGAUGAAGCAUGGAGGUUAUUGAUUUCCUAUCUAGAGAAAUACCAUUCACAGAACAGCCAAUACCAUCGCUGCGUUAUUGACAAGCUGCUGUCUCACGGGACCCCCCUGCCCAGCUGGUUAACUAUCAGUUAUAAGGAAGUGGAUGCAGCAGAGUUACUUCGACUUUAUUUGAGGUAUGAUAAUCUGGAAGAGGCGGCUGAGCUUGUGCUGGAAUACGUAGAUGCCAUAUUGGGGAAAGGUCACAAGGAUUUUGGAAUAGAGUUGCCUCUGUCUGCAUUGUCUCCAUUGGUCUGGCUGCCCUAUACCUCCAUCGAUCAUCUCCUGCAAGCAUUGGAAGAGAAUAACAAUAGUCGGCUAAACAGAGAUUUACUGGAGAAGCUUCGCGACAAACUCAAUGACUACUUUGACAAACUUGGAUCCUCCACCUCACAUCUACUCGGCCUUCGAAGAAGCUAGCUUUCGUGUUUUUUCUUUUUUCAUUUUUUUUUUUUUUUUUCAUUUCAAAUCUGUAAUCGGUAUUUUUUUGUAAAAUAAAAUAAAAUAUUUUCUAUGUUCUCAA
This is a messenger RNA of Bufo gargarizans (Asiatic toad), 4345 nucleotides long. RefSeq names its product nucleoporin 160 (gene NUP160). The transcript has 36 exons. Lineage: Eukaryota; Metazoa; Chordata; Amphibia; Anura; Bufonidae. Gene Ontology annotation, cellular component: nuclear pore. Gene Ontology annotation, molecular function: structural constituent of nuclear pore. The record is from RefSeq and is a predicted model, not a curated record. Bases 37 to 4242 code for a protein of 1401 amino acids.